Calliphora vicina (urban bluebottle blowfly) is the source of this 847-nucleotide messenger RNA. Its product is annotated as protein DPCD. The coding region runs from base 113 to 760 and encodes 215 amino acids. The transcript has a single exon. The record is from RefSeq and is a predicted model, not a curated record. Lineage: Eukaryota; Metazoa; Arthropoda; Insecta; Diptera; Calliphoridae.
AACAAACUGACAUGCUUGUUUUUAGUAAACAACAUCGAAAAAAUUUUAAAUAUUUUGAAUUUCACUCGCUUGCAAUAAAUACGAAAUAAAAUCUGUUAAAUAUUUAUUAAAAAUGCCGUACGAGAAUUGGUUGAAUUAUUUAAAGAGCGCUGAAAAGAACUCUAUGAUCAGUGGUAGGAGCCGUAAAAUUUUUUAUAAAUUCCCAGAUGGCCUACAAAUGGCUGAGGAAUAUAGUCUGGAUACGGGAGUUGUACAAAAGAGAUCAUGGCGCAAAAGUAAGCAGCUAAUGGGUGAGCCAGAAUGGGAAGUUGAAUUGGGUGAGGAUCCCAGGCAACUGGCUGCAGCAGGAGACAGUAGCGAUUUACGAAAUGACGACGGAAGUUUUACCGUUAAAAUCAGUAAUACGGAACCGAUAUUAACAAAGCGAAUAACAAAGAAAAACAUUGAAUGGCGCAUAAGAAACCUUCCCUAUUCCAUAGAGGUGUAUCAAGUUCAAGCAGACCCCGAAAAAAAGGCCAUAGUAGUGAAAACGACAAAUAAAAAGUACUACAAAGUUAUAAAUAUACCGGAUUUAGAUCGUUGUGGAAUUUUACCAGCACAAGCCAAUAUCUCAGUACACCAUCAGUACAACACCCUAAUUAUAACGUAUAAAAAACCUGAAAUUUUAUGUGAAAUGGAAGCACAAGUUUUAUUACUUUUAAAGGAAGUAGAAACCGAAACUGACAUGGAAGACCUAUUACAAGGAUUGUUAAAAAAAUAAAUGUACAUAUAAACAAAUUUUGAUUAUUAUAUUUCCACAUUAAUCUUACAAUGCAUAGAGAUCACAAAUAAAUAAAGAUAAUUAAAA